AUGGCAGAGUUGUGUAUCGCGUGCCGUGCAUCGACAGAGAAUCGGCGAAGAUAUGAUUGGGUUUUCAGAGAAAUGCAAUAUCUUGAUAUCGCCCAAAUAGUGAUAGAAGAUAUAGUAGCUCGACAGUUGGAGCCUACUGCGUUCAUUUGUCGACCCUGUUGGCAAAGAACGGAACGAACGCACCAGCGACUUAUUCGGGAGGUUGAACAGCAAGCUGACCAAGACCGUGAUCCAUCGGAAGUUCCAAAUUCAAGACCAAUUUCGCUGAUUUUGCCAGGUCUUCUUCGUGCUCCAAACACCGCAAAUAGUUGCAUUUUCCUACAUUGUACGAAUGAAUCUCGCCGUCGUGUUCCAGAGAACAUAAUUUUUCGCAUGGUAUGCCGCUACAGCUAUUUCGUGCCAGAAAACGCGUGUGGAGCAAAAUCUGUGGCAUUUACUUCCUGUACAAAACAACUCUUCUGA
Messenger RNA from Parnassius apollo (apollo), 462 nucleotides. NCBI's taxonomy places the organism in Eukaryota, Metazoa, Arthropoda, Insecta, Lepidoptera, Papilionidae. The record is from the annotation of a GenBank genome assembly.